GGCAAGUGCCGUGAUGGAACUCGCGUCUCUCUUGACUUUGAAUACACAGAGGCCAGUUUUCCUCAAAAACGAUUGGAUGAAGUAUCCGAAAUGCACCAGCUAACUCAGUGGAUUGCUGCUGAUGAACUUCCAACUCUCGGCUUCAGAGUGCACAUGGCUAGGCAAGUUUAA
Messenger RNA from Protopolystoma xenopodis, 171 nucleotides. The record is from the annotation of a GenBank genome assembly. NCBI's taxonomy places the organism in Eukaryota, Metazoa, Platyhelminthes, Monogenea, Polystomatidea, Polystomatidae.